AUGUCGAGGGCUACCGUUGAACUUGAUUUCUUUGCCAUGAAUAAAGAGAACAGCUCCUCCUCUUCCAAAUCCAAGUUUCUUAAUCGUCAAAGAAGCUUUCGAGAUAUUCAGAGUGCUAUUUCGAAAAUAAAUCCCGAGCUUCUAAAAUCUGUGAUUGCCUCUGGCUCUGCUGCCAACAAGACUACUCCAGAGAAUGGCAAUCAGUUCUCAAACAAAUCAUUCUCUGUGCCUUCUACUCCUAGGCAAGAGCAGCCUUCAUUUCCUCCUUUGCCUCUCUAUUCUCCUCUCCCAAGGCCUAAUUUGGAGAAUCAUCCCGAAACUGCCCCCUUGACUAUUUUCUACAAUGGAACCGUUGCAGUUUUCGAUGUCCCUCGCUACAAGGCGGAGAACAUUUUGAAGCUUGCUCAUGAGAAGGGAAUCUCCAAGACCAGUGUUGAACCAGCAGCUGAUCCAAAGACUGAUCAGCAACAGCUUCUGGAGAGUCUUGAUGGAGUGAGAUCCAUGCUUUAUGUUUUUGGUAAGCAGAAUCUACCUCCUGCCCGUCUUAACAGCAAGGCGGAGUGA
Molecule: messenger RNA, 564 nt
Organism: Dovyalis caffra
Lineage: Eukaryota; Viridiplantae; Streptophyta; Magnoliopsida; Malpighiales; Salicaceae
Source: the annotation of a GenBank genome assembly